UGAACUCUGUAUUUAUUGACCACGAAUAUUGAGUGAAAGGUGAAUAAAAAACAAAAAAAAUCUGUGGAACCAAGUAAUCCUAUAAGUAGGAAGCCGGACUUGAGGAUAUCUUAUACCAGAGAAACAAGUUCUAUACGUUGCUCUCUCCUCUCUUUGAUUGCAAUGGUUACUUCUAUUAAUAUGACAACGCUUAGAAUCUUGCUGAGUUUGUUUCUAUUAGGGACUGUCCAAGCACAGCUUUCAUCCAAUUAUUAUGCGAAGACAUGCCCAAAAGCUCUCUUCACAAUCAAAUCUGCAGUGCAUAAAGCAGUAGCUGCAGAGCAUCGUAUGGGGGCAUCUUUGCUUCGUCUUCACUUCCAUGACUGCUUUGUUAAUGGAUGUGAUGCAUCUGUUCUUCUAAAUGAUACCUCAACGUUCACAGGGGAGCAAACUGCAGGUGCCAAUGCAGGAUCUCUGAGGGGAUUUACUGCGAUUGACAGUAUUAAGUCUCAAGUUGAGAGUGUUUGCCCUGGUGUAGUUUCUUGCGCUGAUAUUCUAGCUGUAGCUGCAAGGGAUUCAGUUGUUGUAUUGGGUGGUCCAACUUGGAACGUACUGCUGGGCAGGCGAGACUCUACUGCAGCAAGUUUAAGCACUGCAAAUGCUGACAUUCCAUCCCCAAAUAUGGACCUUAGUGGCCUUCUAUCUUCCUUUUCAAAGAAAGGAUUGACAGCCAAAGAAAUGGUGGCUCUAGCAGGAGCACAUACUAUAGGGCAAGCCAGGUGUGUAGUAUUCCGUAAUAGAGUUUACAACGAGAGUAACGUUGAUGCAUCAUUUGUUAGUUCAGUGAAAUCCAACUGCCCAAACACCGGGGGAGACAACAAUCUUACUCCACUCGAUUCUAGUACUCCUGUCGAGUUUGACAAUGGGUAUUUCAAAGAUCUGGUGAACAACAAAGGUCUGAUGCACUCGGAUCAACAACUGUUCAACAACGGAUCCACCGAUUCGCAGGUCACUACUUAUACCAAAGAUCCAUCUUCCUUUAAUAGGGAUUUUGCACGGGCUAUGGUAAAAAUGGGAAACCUGAGUCCCCUGACCGGCACAAGGGGAGAGAUAAGAACCAAUUGCUGGAAAACCAACUAAGCCUUAAGGCUGAAUAUGAUCUUUAAUCACUCUGUACUCUUUGUUACUAUACUAAUCGUGUACGAAAUUUACUUCGAAGAUGAUCGCUGUGAACUUUUAGCAAUCAAAUAAUUCGUAAGCAUGUACUCCUAAUACCAAAGUUACAAUGUACGUAGUAUUUUGGAAUUGUUGGCUGAAAUUACCAAUGUAAUAUUGUUACUGUAUUA
This is a messenger RNA of Chenopodium quinoa (quinoa), 1325 nucleotides long. RefSeq names its product cationic peroxidase 1-like. Bases 163 to 1119 code for a protein of 318 amino acids. Gene Ontology annotation, molecular function: heme binding; peroxidase activity. The record is from RefSeq and is a predicted model, not a curated record. The transcript has 4 exons. Gene Ontology annotation, biological process: hydrogen peroxide catabolic process; response to oxidative stress. Lineage: Eukaryota; Viridiplantae; Streptophyta; Magnoliopsida; Caryophyllales; Amaranthaceae.